CUGGGCGGCAGGCAGCAGCAGCAGCAGCAGCAGCAGCACCGUGCCGAGCAGCUCACGGCGGCGCCCCGCAUCCGCCGGCAGCGGCCGCGCCGGGACCGCCAGCUGAGCCGGAUCGCGGCUGGCGGCUCUACCCUACGGCACCGACGCACCGAGCGACGCGUUGCAGCGCCCGGCGCCUUCCUCUCCGAAGGGCGGCGGGGGACCAUGGGCGCCAAGCAGAGCAGCCCCACCGCCGCCAACGGCCGCACCCGGGCGUAUUCGGGCGGGGAUUUACCUUCCUCCAGCGGCGGCGGCGGCGGCGGCGCUAACGGGACCGGCGGGCGGGCGGCGAGCGGGCGCUACCCGCACCUGGCGGCGGCGCCACACGGCGCUCACGGCGGAUCGGCGGCGGCGGCGGCGACGGGGGGCGCGGCGGGCACGGCGCCCCGCAGCAGGUCCCUGGGAGGUGCCGGCGCCGCGGCCCGCGCCGCGCAGUCCGCCUUCAACAUCCCCCACAGCAGCGGCCCCUACGGCUCGCAGGACUCGGUGAGCAGCACCCCGGAGGAGGGCGGCCGGGACCGGCCCGCGGGGGGCGGCGGAUCGGCCGGCGGGCCCCGGCUGGUGAUCGGCUCGCUACCCGCGCACCUCUCGCCGCACCUGUUCGGAGGAUUCAAGUGCCCUGUAUGUUCAAAAUUUGUAUCUUCUGAUGAAAUGGAUUUACAUCUCGUGAUGUGUUUGACAAAGCCAAGGAUAACCUACAAUGAGGAUGUGCUGAGCAAAGAUACUGGGGAGUGUGCAAUAUGCCUGGAAGAGCUGCAGCAGGGAGAUACUAUAGCACGGCUGCCUUGCCUCUGCAUAUAUCAUAAAGGCUGCAUAGAUGAAUGGUUUGAAGUAAAUAGAUCUUGCCCAGAGCAUCCAUCAGAUUAAGGGAAGAUUCGUGUUCUUAGCUGCUUCCACUGGUCAGAAAACAUAGGAGAUCUGAGGUUCCCUUGCUAAACACAGCGUGCCUGGCCUGAGAAUAACUGUUCUUUGUGGCUGAAAAAGGCAAAGAUGGACGUUGACAUGGAAAAAGCAUCGCGGACACCACUUACUUGCCAGUAGUGCUCAGUAUACCAAACACUCAUGCAAUGGACACACAGGGAUUUUGAAAAUGCUGCACAUUCUGUAACAAUCUACUCCCCCACAGACGCUAUUGACACUAUUUUAUAUUGAAGGCCAAAGUUCCUAAUUUCAGCCUAACUUCUGGUUCUGUGAAGAAGCGGGUUAUUGGACAUGUUUCCUACUGCUUCAAGUGGAAGCCGAGCCGUUUGAUCCGUGCUAUCUGAGACCCUUGCAGGAGGGUGGCCCCAUUUUCGAGUGGGAACGUUUCCACCUUCUCGUUGGCUGAAGAAGAGUAAAUGGCAAACUUUAGCGUAAUCUAACAGCGUGACCUUAUUUACUGAAUUCACACCCUAUUUUACGUUCUUCACUUUUACAAGAACAGAAAGCAUAAACUUCUCUGCACAGGAAUACUAUAUGUCAAAAUUUUCUAAUUAAACCUUUGUCACAAUGCAGUCCAAAGAGUAAAUCUGAGACAGGUAACUAAUUUAUAUUGAUCCAAGCUAUAGGGGUUGUCGAAAUCUGCGCACUGUAUUGCUAUUUAAGUAACUAAAACCUUCUCUUGUACUGCUUGUGAGGAAAAACAAACGAACACACAAAAAGAAAGCAGCAAAGCAAAAUCUUACAGCUAUGCAACUUUUUUUUAGUAGGACAACAAAAGGAGAACUACCAACUUUAAGUGCUGCCAGUGAAGGUAAUUUGUUUAACGGGUAUUUUUUUAGAAACGUGUCAGGUAAUUAUUUUAUCGUACUACUCUCAUCUCCAGGCUGCCUCCUGAGGUGGAAAUGAAGAACUGCAAAUGUGGGCACAGUAAGAGGGUUUUUUAUUAACGUGGGCGAGAUAACAUCGAGGUGGGAUUCGUGUUGCGUUUUUAAAACACGUAUGUGCAAGUUUUUUCUUUGUUUCCUCGUUUGAAUGUGUUUUGUUGUUGUUUUUUGUUUUCUGAUGGCAGGAUUUGUAGUACUUUGCAAUCUAAAUAAUUGGUCUCUUCAUGUGGAGGCUGACGUCUGA
Coturnix japonica (Japanese quail) is the source of this 2088-nucleotide messenger RNA. It is a transcript of the gene ZNRF2, whose product is annotated as zinc and ring finger 2. Gene Ontology annotation, biological process: proteasome-mediated ubiquitin-dependent protein catabolic process; protein K48-linked ubiquitination. Gene Ontology annotation, cellular component: membrane; cytoplasm; intracellular membrane-bounded organelle. Gene Ontology annotation, molecular function: ubiquitin protein ligase activity. NCBI's taxonomy places the organism in Eukaryota, Metazoa, Chordata, Aves, Galliformes, Phasianidae. The record is from RefSeq and is a predicted model, not a curated record.